AUGAACUUAGAGACUGAGGAACAACAAGUUUCUGGAACACCACUGAUUGAACCCUCUAAAGACCGUGAGCUGGAUACCUUUGAAGAAGAGGUCGAAGAGCAACAAACUUCUGGAACGGAAGCCAUGAACAUCUAUGGUCCCGAUGUCUUGGAUGAUCAAUCUCAAGAGCAACAAAUUAUUGAAACACCAACUAUUGAACCCACGAAAGACCGCGAUACUCUGGACAAAGAGAUUACAUCGAGCCUGAGGAGCAACAAGUUAUUGAAAAAUCAUCUUGUUGAGCCGCUGGAAUACUCUGGACAGUCGGACGAAGAGCAACAAGUUGCCGUACAUCCAUCAAGUGAUUCGGCAAAAGUGAUCGAAAUAGGUGAGAAAAUCUUAGAAAUCCUGCCCGGUAUCGUCGAACAGUUGUCAAACAUUGAAACACUGAUUGAAGACGUUGAAAACGAUCCGUUAGAACGUUCUCAAUCGCAAGAAGAAGAGUCGACGAAAGAACGCGGAGAUGAAUGGAAUACGUUAACGGAACAUCGCGAAUCUGUGGCCCCAACAUUGGGCGAAAACACAACUGGUCCUCCUAUAGACGACAUUCAAAUUAUGGAACGAGUGGCUCGAUUAGUCUCGGAUCGAGUCACAGUGGGCCAAGAGGCCCAACAGGAGGAGCUCAACACCGAAUGGCAAGAAAUCCAAAAACUGCUUGACAAUCGGCUGUCUGAUCAAUUGAGCCAAAGUGCUGACUCCUCAACGCAUACGUCUAGCGUUCGUUACCUAGCGACUGUGACCCAAGUCACUGUCGAUGAAACAGUGGAAGAGCGUACCGUCAAAUUGAACGAUAACUUGGCUGCACUCAAAACAGCUGUGCAGCGCCGCGAAGUGGUUGUCAUCCAACAAAUUGUCAUCACCAUAGUCCGCACAGUCACCGAAUGGUUGGAAACGAUUGAAUAUCGAGUUUACACCAUCAAACAAACCAAGAGCGUGGAGCGACGAACGGAACAGAUUCAAAGCCUCUGUGAAGAAGUCCGUGUUGUUGAAGAGAGUCUCAACACGCUGGAAGAGAUUACAGAGAUGGCAGUCGAGAUAGUCAACGAGGAUACCAAAAUCUUGUUGCACAAGUGCGUCAAAUCACUCAAACAACAAGUGCAAUCCGUAAGCGAAGUGACGAAGCGAAGUGAAGGUGAAAUUGAGCACAUCCGGCGUCAAUGGGCUGAAUAUUUGGAUCAAAUUAGUAACGAAGAAGAUCGUAUUAAAGAGCUCAUGCAUCAACUCCGGAUGCUACAGUCGACUGAGAAACUGCCCAGUCAAGAGAAGCUUGUCCAGCUUGAAGAUAUAGAAACAGCAGUGCAGGAGCGACUAGAAGGUGUGACCCAAUUACUUCAUUCCGGACACGAAUUGGUCAAGGAAACGCCUUUCUAUGAAAUGCCUGACAGCGCAUAUGCCCUGCUGGAUACCAUCAAAAGUGUGGAAGAGACCGUGCGAGAUGAGCGCAACGUUUUGCUACACAAAGCCGCCUUGACGGCCGAGUAUCGUCAAACGUUACAAGAAUUCGCCGAAAUUGUUCGACUUUCUGAAGCGCUGUCUGCUAGCAAAUUGGCGGCUCGAAAUCCACCGGAAGCUUCGCAAGAACUGGAGAAAAGACAGCGAUUCCUUUUCUGUCUCAGCCAUUUCUUGCAGGUACUCGAUACCCUCGAACCUCAUCUCGACCUAGACACUCGUUCUCUGUGCCAAGACCUUCACGCAGAGCUCGUCGUUCAAGCUGGAGCCAUAUUGGAUCGAGCUGUUAACCGCCAAGAGAUUGUCGAAAUGACUUUGGCUUCUUGGAAUGUCUUGGAAUUGCAAUGGGCCCAAGAAGACGAAUGGUUCCGUCAGCUUCAGAUACCAGACAUUUCCAACAUCAGAAGUGAAAUGAUUGCGGAUCUGACAGAAUCUAUUAAGGAUGUUCUGGAGUCGAUGGAACAUCAUCGAUCAGUAGCCGCUCAGCUGGUAGAGUCCACUAGAAGUUUGGAUUGCCUGUUUUCUGAUCCUGGAUUGGAAGCCAAAUUCCAGGAACGGAUUGUGCAAUUGCAGCAGAUGAUCAACGACACCCGAGCUACCCAUCGUCAACUGUUACUUUCUGCCGAACAUUGGAACCAAUUCCGGGAGUUCGCUUCCCAUAUUGAACCAUGGCUUACGGAGGCGACGGCCCAGCUGCAAAUGUUAGUGAAUAAAGCUGAAAGAGGUAGAGUGAGCCAUGAAGACUGCCUGCAAUAUUGGGUGGUAAGGACUGAAGCUGAAGAAAAGCAACAGGAGUGGGUGCAAGCAAAAACGCAGCUGGACAGGGCCAUUGCACUCGUGUCCGUUGUAGACGAAGACGAAAAUCGUCGAUUCUGCGUAGAAAUAGACGAGUCUUGGAUUCAGCUGGAUCGCGAGCUUCAAUGUGUCGAAAAAGCUUUGCUCCAAGGCUUAGCCCAGCAAGAAGACAUCCCGCUAGAAGACCGAUUGAUUUGCAUCGAAUGCUCACACGCUAGAAUUCAGAGUGCGUUGGAUCAACUACCCGUCAAGUAUGGUAGUCCUGAAGAAACCACAACCCGUCGGAAAGAACUACAAGCUUUUUACAAUUUUACCGAGUGGCAGCUGAAAGAGAUAUCUGCCCUUGGGGCUUCAAAUCCGCACCUGGCAGCUGAUCGCGCAGAACAUUUGGGCGUACUGGCCAGAAGGACCAAAGAAAUGAGAAACGCCAUUAAUCAGCGGUUAGAGAGGUUGCGUCAAGUUCACCAGUGGAUGAUAUCCUUCCAGCGCUUGUACAGCGUCACCUCUCGGCGUCUCCAGGAGGUCUUCAUCUGCCUGCAAAAGGCGUCUAUUUAUAGAGAUCCCUUGUGGCUGGCACAAGCAGCCCAGCUGUGUGAGGAGAGUGAACGUGAGCUGCAGUCGAUUGAAGUCGAAUCCGCCAAGUUGCAACGUCACUUGGAAGUUUGCCCGAAAGAUGGCGUGACUGCCGUCGUAGACGAGACCAGCUUCUUGGAGUCGCUUCUACAGCUGGACCGCUCACGACAACGAUCUCGCGAUCUGUUGCAACUGACGCGGGCCUCCGUAGCCGAUCGGCUGGAUCGUUGGAGGUUAUUCGAGAAUUCUGUGAAUCGUGUACUGUCCCUCAUCAAACGGCUCAAAUAUGCCAGAAACAUGGCCUCGCUCAAAGGCUCUGUCGAUCUACAGCGCCUCCUCUCUGCAAAACAAUCGAUAGAGACCAUACACGAGGAAUUGACGACCAAUCAACAUUUAGUGAGCGAAGUGGGACGGUUAGCCGAACCGUUUGAACCGCAAGCCGGUGAAACAGCCGCCGAUAUCGCAGUGCAGUGGACAGAGUUGGAAUCCUCUCUGGAUCGUUUGUCUCAUUGUUACGGACAUGCCGCUGCUGACUGGAUGGGCAUCGAAGCCGAACUGGAUGAUAUACAACAAUGGUGUUCGAAUAAGUUAGAGUGGACUCAACACAGCGUUACACCUGGAGAAGAGGACGAAACCUUGGCACAAAUUCAGGCUAUCGGCGAGGAGCUGUUAGUACAACAGGAACGUCUUGAACGCGGCAGAUCGGCGGCUAGUGAAUUGGGCCGCUCUAUCGCCAUGAGUCCCGUCUUUGUGGAUAAUUCCAUCUCUAUGGUGGGCGCGGAUGCCAAUUCAGCGGCUAUACCCGUCAGUUUGGCUUCCACGGCUGAACAUGUCGCCCAACAACUGCAGUUAUUGCAACAGUCCAUGACUGUGCUGGCUGAUAUCGCCGAGAGGCAGAGCAAUGCCUUCAGCAAUUGCAACGGCACAAUCCUCUCAGCAGAAAAACUCAUUAAUACCGCCCGACAGACGCUGUGCACCGUGGAGGAAGACGCUGCUGGGGAACGCAUCGAAGACCAAUUGGUUGUAUUGCGUGAUCAAUUACUGCAACUCAGCCCCACAGAGCAGCAACUGAACAGUGCACCCAUUAGUGAACAAUUGCCUGCUGUGGUGGAGAUUAGACCGCAGGCUGCUCUUUGCGCGACAACCUCGACCAUUCAAACCACUUUACAACAAUGGGAAAUCAUUUUCCAGAAGACGUUCGCAGAGUAUGAGAGACUAUUGAACAAGCUACAGGAUCGCUGCGACGAAUCCGCAACCGCCCAAGUCUGGCGUGACCAUCUUGAUCAAGCUGAAAAAUACCUUAGUCGUUCGCUACCCGAUCAAUACCUAUCCACCUGCGAAGAUCGGGAUUUGUGCGAGCUGCACGAGAAUCUUCUGAUACGUCAUCAUUCAGUCUUCCAUUCGACUCAAUCCAGCAAUGAAACACGAGAGGUGGAAGCGACUGAAACCACGGAAGAAGUCAUUGAGCCGAAAGUUGCGUGCAAUCUCCAGGGCUUGCAUCGGGCGGUCCUCACGCGCAUCCGCCUACGUCAUGCCGCCCUCAGUGACAGAGCUUUAGCGUGGGAACAAUAUCGCUCUUCACUGUCAAAACUUUUGACAUGGCUGGAUGCCGCCGAACGAGAACGCAAGCACCUUGUCCUGCGCCAAAUCCAGGAACACGGUUUACCGACCGCUUUGCACCGAGUGGAAGUUUUAUUGGACAAGAUAGGACAGGGCCACAGGAUCCAAGUCGAGCUUGACAGAGCCGCACGCCAGUUGUUGGAGAAACUCGGCGACGAAGAAAGCGCCUCGACAGUUCGGGCCGAUCUUAAAUCAGCUGCCGCCCGUUUAACGGAUUUAGACGCUGGAUUACGAACGUGGCGCGAUUUCCUGGAGAGAGUUGCCCGACUUUAUCAGAAUUUGGAAAAAGGUGUUGAAGGCAUUCGCCAACAGCUUCAGUCGGUGCAAAGCGAUUUGGUGGCUGAGAACGAACUGCCCUCAUCUACCGAAGCUGUUUCAGAACUGCUCCAACACUACAGAGAACAAUUACUUAUGGUGCAAACUUUGUCUUCCGACGUGGAGAAACAAGAAGUCGUGGCCGGUGAAAUUCGUUCUUGUGUCAACAUUCCCGAUGCCAAGCGUAUUUGGCAGCGCCUUGCCGCCCUUCAAAUUCGACGUUGUGAAACAGAAGAUCGCCUCAAUUCACUCAUUCAAAUGCUCGAGGAUCAACAGGACUGGCCCAAAGUUUUUGAGAUGCGAUACGUCCGCUUCGUCAACUGGGCAUCUACCAUGGAACAACGGCUAUUGCAAAAACAACGUGCCUUAGUGGACGAUAUGGUACAACGGCUGUCUGGUCCUUUACGAGAUGAGCUAGCGGCAAAAGAGAGUGAACAUCGCUGGUUGGUGGAUCAAGGCAGAGAAUUGAGUCUCGUUUGCGGUAAUCAAGAGCGAAAAGACGAGAUUCUUAGCAAAGUGGCCAACGUCGAAGAGAUCUGGAAGAAACUAAUGGAGACGUGGAACCAUGAGCUACAGCGUCUGCAACAGCUACCUACGGAUUUAGACGGACUCAACAAUAGUCUAGCGGAAUUGACCGUCUGGCUGGGUCAAACUGAGGCAGCAAUCAACGCCCCAUUAACCAUUUCCGCUUGCAAUUCGGCUGCUGUUGAGAGCCGACUUUCCGAGCAUCGUAAUCUGGAGCAGUCCAUCGAGCAAAAGCGCCCCAUUGUUGCAUCCGUCUUAGAUCUGUGCAACAGUUUCACCGUCAAUUACACCUUACUCCACGGAUGGCUGGGCCCUGAUCUGGAUGCAGUACAAUAUGCCACUCAAUCCCUCCAGCGACGUUGGAAUUCCAUUUGCCAAUUAGCGAGUGAAAGAUCUGCACUUUUACAAUCCUUGUGGCCUGACUGGUCAGCUGUACUGGAAUUGCACGGCCAGUUGGAUCAGAUCAUGUCUGUUAUAGAACUUUCAACACCUAAUGACACCAGUGGAGCUUCAUCGUCAUUCGAAGUGGAACAGCUGAGUACGCUUCUAGAGAAUCUUAUUCAAGAACUCCAUGCGCCUUUCACCCGCCAAAAGCUGGACCAACUUAAUGAACGCUACUGUAUCUUGGCUCGAGACGGGCGCCUCGACGCUUCCGGUGAAUUGCAGCAAAUGGUAGCUCGUCUGAACGCUAGAUGGAGGGAUCUAUCUGAUAGAUUAUCAAUGCUCCUUCAAACGAGUAGAAAUGCAACUUCAUUGAUUCACCAUUGGCAGGGAUUGCGCGAUCGGCUUUUAGUUUGGUGUUCGCACUGUGAAGUACAAGUUCAACAACUGGAGAGCAAUACCUUAUCGGGAGAGAGCGAUCCAGCCGAAGUACUAAGGCAGCUAGCAGAAGAUUUGCAAGUGUUGGAGAAUGCCCGAGCUGAAAUUAGGGAACUCGGACGAGCGCUAGUUAAGCAAGGGACAGCUGAUAUGCAAUCACAAUUGGAUGAUUAUCUGAAAACCGAAGAUGUAGUCUUGUUAAAAAUGGCACAAAUGCAAGUCCGGCUAGCUGAAAAAGAUCAAGAGCGCCAAAUGGCUACUGUCAUGGCCGGGGCUGGUGCCCAGAAUUUUAGCAUGUGUGAUUCUGGUGUCUACAGCUAUGCUUUGGAUAACGAUGCUCCUCGAGGAUCAGCCACAGCGGCUUUCGACGAUAGCGCCAUUAGCUUAUCGCUUCCAGACGCCCGGAACACUUCCGUUUCGGUGGGAACUAGUACGUCUCCAUCAAAAGUCAUUCCACCUAGACUGGCGGAAGAUAACUCAUGUGUCAGUACCCGAACUGCUACAUCCCCAUCCCGCGUCACCCCAUCUAGACCGGUGGAAGAAAUUCGUGUAACAGCAGCCCAAACUGGUACAUCUACAUUAAAGGUACCCCCAGUUAGGCCCAUUGAAGAGAUUCGUGAAGAGGCUACGGGAGCCAAACAGCGCACGUAUGCCGAAGUUGCGAAAACUGCCGUCGUGUCUUCCACCAAGCGAUCAACUCCACCUCCUGUGUCUAUCAAAUCGGAUACUCAAAGGCACCUGGAAUUAGCUCUAGACGAAUGGAGACAAAGAUUAGCUCGUCUCGAUCAUUUGAUCAAAACAUCCAUCAGUACUGAACCAUCCACCGACGCAGCGAACGAAAUUGCACGAAUGGUAGCCACCUGCCGGUCGUCCCAUGAUUUAACUCAACAUCUGUGCAGCCGUCUCGUAUCAGAAUCAUCAUUAACCGACUCCAAGCAGCUGGAAGCGCUUACCAGACAAACGUCCGCCUUACAGGACGAAUUCCAACAGCUUGAAAUGCUGGCCAAAUCAAAAGAGCGCAACUUACGAGAUGAAAGGAAAACAUGGGCUCAACAAGAGCAGGAUCUUUGGCGACUGGAACGAUGGCUGGAACAUGCCGAAAACCAAUUCCGUGCUCACGAACGCAUUCCGACCAACAUGGAGCAGCUAGAAGAUACCGUCCAGGAUUUCCGAGAGCUCUCACUCGAUUUGGAUAGCCACAAGAACAUUGUAAUGUCGCUGAACAUUGUCGUUAACCACGUAGCCGAACACGCUGUAACGGCCGAUCAGCGAGCUGCCGAUCGUCUUCGAAGCCGAUUGGCCGCCGCAAAUAGCCGUUGGGAUGCUGUCUGCAAGUCCGCGGCUCGGAUCCAAGGCCGACUACAGUCUUCCCUCAUGCAGAAUGAAGAGUACCAUCGCACCAUUCGCGACUUAGUUAGCUGGUUAGAAAGGACAGAAGCUGACAUUCAAAGCGCCGAACCGAUCGAUUUGACCGUGGGCAACAAACAACUGAAGGCCCAACUAACGAAGUUCCAGGAUUUAUACGCCCAACUGAGCCAAUUUGAACCUCGAGUGACGUCCAUGCGGGAAAUUGCCGACCAAGUUUUUGCACAGUCUGUGGAAGCGGAUAGUGCCCAACUUAGGUCCAAACUGGCCGUUUUGAACGAUCGUUUGACUUCCUUGCUAAAGAUUUGCGGCCAAUACAAGCAAUUGCUAGACGGGGCUCUACGUAACCGAGGAGCUUCCGUUUCUCCUUCGACUCCUUCUGGGUUGAACCUGAGCGGAAUGUCGUCGCCCGGAGUCAAAUCCCCGCGCCCGUCUAUUGUUGUUUUGCCAUCCACCGAGUCGCCUUGUCGGUCGCCAUCUCCGAGAGUUCCCCGCGCCUCGUCCAUGGACGAGCGUUCAUUCACCAGCACUGUCCAUUCCAAUUUUGCUGCUGCGACUGCUUCCGCCCGGACACCGGAUCGGGAAGAAGCCAAUGGAAGUGCUGCUGCUGCGGCUGCCGUGGACACGAGCGUAUUGCAGCGCGGCUAUCGCUUCUUCGGCCGGGUGAUCCGCACCGCACUGCCCAUUCAGGCAGUGAUGCUUCUGGUCCUCGGUGUUGCUUCCCUAGUACCUAAUAACAAUUCUUGCAUGGAUGCCAAUACGUUCGUCGAUUCGCUCGAGUUCGUACUCGGCUAUCCGGAUGGAGCCCCGCCUACUUAGGAAAACCCGCCUUCACAAAUCUUUUUUUCGUCUCUUCACUUCUACUGCUCUCUCAUCACUUCCUUCCUCGCGCACCUUUUAAUUGAAGGCUGCUAUAUCAAUGUCAUUGAUAACGAUGAAAAGAAAACUUAUCGCCGGUGCUACGCUAGACAUUUCAAAAAGCCUUUUGUGAACCGAAGGUUUAAGUAGAAAUUCUUUAUUUAUCUUAGACACACCGUCGAGGAUAAUGUUGCCAAAAUUUGCGCGUAAACUGUCAAUGCGCUUUAAGUAGAAACUAUUUAGAAAAACAAAAAAAUUGAGUGGAGGUUCGUCGUCGCCUAUAAUUUAUCCAGAUUGCGAAUGUAUCGCACUUACACGGAGGGAAAUGAUUCACUUUGAAAGAAAAAAAAAUAAGAAAAAAAAAAAAUUAUGAAACGGGGAAUGAGAGACGGUGAUAGAAUUUCGUUCAAAAUUCGCGUGUCGAACCUGGUUGAUGAAGAAGAGAAAAGGCGUAAUGAAAAAAUUGACUACUAAUGCUGCCCAGCAAUCUAAUAUAAGUAUAUGUCUAAAACACACAUUUAAAAAUCUAUGAGCGUUACAAAAUUCACAAUACGUGCUUCGUCAAUUCGGUUGUGCUGUGUGUGUGCGUGUGUGUAUUGUGUUCCGUCAGGAACUGGAAGUUUCAAAGCUAAUCCGGCCAUAUAAAAAUUCAUGUUUUGUUUUGUUUUUUUUUUUGUUUUUCCGGGAGAAAAAGAAUCAAACAAAACUUGCCACACGGCGGAGUGGAACACGCCUGUUGUCGACUUUUGUUUUUCUGACUCGAUAUUGAAAUCUUUGAAGACACAAACUAAGAUUUCUAAAUUGUCUGUAUUUCUCCUUGAAUUUCUACCCCACAAUGAAACCCAUGUGUCCUUUACAAUGCUGCGUGCUAGAUUCGUUACUUUCUUAUAGACUCUGCCUCUAGUCUCUUCGGUGUAAUCCUCCCUUUCAUUGGUUUUCUUUUUACGAGAUUUAACAUAGUUUUUCUUUCUCUUCUCACUGCGCCUAACCCCAAAAAGACAUUUACUGGAUUUGUGAGAAAUACUGUUGUUUUUGUUUUCUUUUUUCUCAUUAUUAUACACUAUUAUUUUUUUCCCCCAAUCAGCAACUAGCUCUAACCCACUAUGUCUGUUGUUACAUAAUGUAUCGCCUGACACGUCGUAAUACCAUAUUAUUGGCCACUAAGACGUAAAUUUUUCUUUUGGGAGAACGUUUGCGGCAGCCAGCUAGGCAAUCGCCGACGAAGCAUCAAUAUUCAAAGUGUUCGUCGCAUGUAAUGGCGAAAGAAAAAGAAAGUGAUGUUGAAUACACGUUGAUUUAUUCAUUAUAAA
Messenger RNA from Daphnia magna, 9668 nucleotides. RefSeq names its product nesprin-1-like. Gene Ontology annotation, molecular function: actin filament binding. NCBI's taxonomy places the organism in Eukaryota, Metazoa, Arthropoda, Branchiopoda, Diplostraca, Daphniidae. Gene Ontology annotation, cellular component: nuclear outer membrane; meiotic nuclear membrane microtubule tethering complex; cytoplasm. Gene Ontology annotation, biological process: nuclear migration. The record is from RefSeq and is a predicted model, not a curated record.